Messenger RNA from Oncorhynchus keta (chum salmon), 3390 nucleotides. RefSeq names its product B-cell CLL/lymphoma 6 member B protein-like. NCBI's taxonomy places the organism in Eukaryota, Metazoa, Chordata, Actinopteri, Salmoniformes, Salmonidae. The transcript is spliced from 4 exons. The record is from RefSeq and is a predicted model, not a curated record. The coding region runs from base 468 to 2009 and encodes 513 amino acids. Gene Ontology annotation, cellular component: nucleus.
AUAUUACAUGAUUCCAUCUGUUAUUUCAUAUAUUUAUUGUCUAAACUAUUAUUCUACCAUGUAUAAAAUAGUAAAAAUAAAGAAAAACCCUUGAAUGGGUAGGUGUCCAAACUUAUGAGUACGCCCCUAAUGCAAUUCUAAAGUAUAAUACAUCCACAGUGCGAUUUAAACAGAGUCACUUUUUUUUAUAUCAAAUUAACUAGCUAUUUCAUCUUAAGCAUUAUCUAGUCCAAAUAUGUCAUGUUUACAAUAUUUGUAUCCAUUUGAAUCACUUCCAAUGGCGGACAUUUAUUUUGAAGGCGAACAGCAAAUUCCACUGUUGUGGAAAAUCCUUAUUGUGUCUAGCUCCACAGAUAAAAAUAUAUUUUCGUUUGAAGCAUACCGUGUGAACUUUGAGGACGUUGAUUGAACACUGCAAUGCAAAUUACUAUAACAUAAGUGUUUAAAUUAGACAUAGUGCCAAGAACAUGGCCGAUACCGUCGUCUUUCAUGCUCAGCUAGCCUCCAUCAUUGAGGUUUUGGCGAAUGCAGCCGUUGCCGAAAUCUGCAAACUUGUAGAUGACGGACAUGCUGCCUUACGUUUGGAAAUGUCCCAUAGUCAGAAAGAAAUCGAUAACCUGCGGAGGAAGCUGGUUUUGACAAAAUACCAGAGUUCUCAACGGGGCACAGAGAAAUUCGGAGCCCUUCGACGCACAGUUCACUGUCGCGACACCAAUCGUGUUGCCCGAGCAAGAGGGAGCUUAGUAGUGGAGAAUUGUUUUGCCGACAGUGAAAGGGGCAAGUUAACGCAGGAUGUCACCAACUGGAGAGAUUCAGGACGCACAGCAACAGACCAGGAUGGGAGCAUGCAGAUGGCAGAUAUGCGAGAGGCACCUCUUAUCAAAAUGGAGAACCUUGACACCAGUAGAACGGAAGAGAUUGUCCAACUGGUCAGUGAGAGCAGUGAGAAGAUCAUUGUGGCAGAACCAGGUUCUUCAUCAUCUACUGAACCCACAGGCCUUCUGGACCAGCAGGGCAACAGACACAGAGCUCCAGACACCUCACUCAAUAUAGAACCUGAAAACCAGACGUUCCAGCAUCCAGCAUCACAAUACAACAGAACAAGACAGGACCAUCAGGUUGCUGAGGGUGUGACCUGGGAAACUGACCAUCAACCCAUAGAAUACAGCCUGUCCCAAUGGACAGAGAACCAAGAGACUGAUAACCCAACUGUGAAUGCUCCUCACAAUGCAGGGCCAGACUCCAAGAGGCUGUCUGAACAUGCAGAGAGGAGAGGGGCGCCAGGUAACUCUGGGGUCUGCAUGUCUGCUUCAGGCUCUCUGGACUGGGUGCCUGAUGUGGUGAUGGUGGACUCAGUUCCCAUUAAAGUGGAGGCAGAUAUGAGUUCAGAAUGGAGCAUAACUGGCCAAGAGUUGACAUCUGGAGAGGUUUGUUCAGACGGCAGGCAGCUUGUGGACAACAGAGGAAGAGGGGGAAUGGAGUCUGGACAGACAAAGUGUCCCCCUGACACUCAACAUGCGGAGCAAGGGACAACUGUAGGAUCAAGGUCCAAGUUGCCAGAUUUCAACGGACUGUCCACCCAAAACAGCUUUUCAUCCCCAAGGGUUACUCUCCUCCAGGUUCCCCAAAGAGGGAAGCCAGCCCCCUUCCUGAAUUUCAACAGAGGCACCACUUCUUCAUCGAAAGGCAUAGAAAAGCAGCAACAACAGCUGACGUCUCACUCACCCAAGAGUCAGCUCCGGUGCAGCCUCUGUGGAAAGCCCUUCCCUCAGCCGGCGCACCUGCGGAGGCACAUGCGGGUCCAUAUGGGUGAGAAACCGUACGGCUGCAGCCACUGCACCAAGCGCUUCUCCCACAGCCACCAGCUGAAGAUGCAUGAGAGGGUGCACACCGGAGAGAAACCGUUUCACUGUGUCUACUGUGGGAAGUGCUUCACUCAGUCCGGCCACAUGAAGAAGCACCUUCUCGUCCACACUGGCGGCAGGCCACAGGACGUUGUGCUGCCCUGAGUGUUCCAGGGUGAAGUUCCGACUAGAUACAGAUCUAGGAUCAGCUUCCUCUCUCCCAAUCCUAACCUUUACCACUUAUGGAAAAAAAAUGCUAAACUUACCCAACAUCAGCAUCUAGGGGGAACUUCACACUUCUCCACCCGGCGUAAUGAUAGGCAGUGGGGAAUGGCUCCACACUAUUGGGGUUUUCAUAUGAACACUGGGUCCAUGUGUUUGUAACAGUUUUGAUGUUUUCCACAUUGAACAUGACCCUCUGUGUGUAGUGGUAGUGUUUUCAGGUCAGCUGUCUUGAUGCUUGGUGGAUGCAGUGGAUUGAUAAUGUAUAAGUUAUUACAGGUGAAGAUUUUAAACAUCCUCAUGAAUUUGUAUUGGUGCAGUGGUAAACCAAAGAACAGCAAUUAAGAAUUCAGGAAGCUCUGGACAGGUGCCUGGGUGAGCAAAGCCUGUUGGUGGUUGAGAGCUCGUUGCUCGGCUCUUCUCUUACCUGAACGCAGGAAAGAGGAGGAAGGUUCAGGGAAGAGGAGGAAGGUUCAGGGAAGAGGAGGAAGGUUCAGGAAAGAGGAGGAAGGUUCAGGGAAGAGGAGGAAGGUUCAGGAAAGAGGAGGAAGGUUCAGGGAAGAGGAGGAAGGUUCAGGAAAGAGGAGGAAGGUUCAGGAAAGAGGAGGAAGGUUCAGGGAAGAGGAGGAAGGUUCAGGGAAGAGGAGGAAGGUUCAGGAAAGAGGAGGAAGGUUCAGGAAAGAGGAGGAAGGUUCAGGGAAGAGGAGGAAGGUUCAGGGAAGAGGAGGAAGGUUCAGGGAAGAGGAGGAAGGUUCAGGAAAGAGGAGGAAGGUUCAGGAAAGGAGGAAGGUUCAGGGAAGAGUGACCUCUUUUCUGGACAUCGACAUGGCAGAAGAGCAAAGCGACAGUUUCACGGACACCAACACAGUCCUGGCACUGUAAAUGGACAUGGUGACCUAGCUGGUGCAAGUAGAGAGAGUGCUGACUGGAAUGGUAGGUUGUAAGUGGUUGUGUUUAUAGAACUAUCUUCAUACCCCUUUACCACCUUCAUCAUAUUCAGCCUCGGAAACCAUAUGCUGGUUUUUGAGUCCCAGAAUUGGAAUGAAUUGAAUUUCAACCCAAUCAAUUCAAUCAAUCAGAGUUCUCUCUGGUUUAUUCCUUUCCAUUCUGACUGUUUUGAGCAGGUUUGGCAGGUUAGGAUGUGCAUCAUCACUGUAGACCUGGAGUCUUCAACCUUUCCUUGCCCAGGGAUCCCCGCCCAGGCAAACCGGUCAACCAGGGAUCCUCAUCAUAUGUUAGCAAAACAUUUUUUACACGUCUUAUCAUCAGGAGAAUGGCAGGGAGAAGUUAUCAACAUUUUUAAAUAAAUAUUAUUUUUUAAGAA